Molecule: messenger RNA, 1392 nt
Organism: Ostreococcus tauri
Lineage: Eukaryota; Viridiplantae; Chlorophyta; Mamiellophyceae; Mamiellales; Bathycoccaceae
Product: Translation elongation/initiation factor/Ribosomal, beta-barrel
Exons: 1
Coding region: 1-1392 (463 amino acids)
Biological process (GO): formation of translation preinitiation complex; positive regulation of translational fidelity
Cellular component (GO): cytosol; eukaryotic translation initiation factor 2 complex
Molecular function (GO): GTPase activity; tRNA binding; GTP binding
Source: RefSeq, a predicted model, not a curated record
AUGGUGUACAGGACGGGCGAUGACGGACUCUCCGUGCAAGAUCUGGAUGAGCUCGACGUCGGGACGCUCACCCCGCUCUCGCCCGAGGUGAUCAGUCGACAGGCGACGAUUAACAUUGGGACCAUCGGGCACGUGGCGCACGGAAAGUCCACCGUGGUGAAGGCGAUCAGCGGCGUGCAGACGGUGCGGUUUAAGAAUGAGCUCGAACGGAAUAUUACGAUCAAAUUGGGAUACGCGAACGCGAAGAUUUACGCGUGCGAGGAUGAGAAGUGCCCGAGACCGGAUUGUUAUCGCGCGUACUCGUCGACGAAGGAGGACGCGCCGGCGUGCGAGGUUCCGGGGUUCGAGGAUAAAAAGAUGAAGUUGAUUCGACACGUGAGUUUUGUGGAUUGUCCGGGACACGAUAUUUUGAUGGCGACGAUGUUGAACGGUGCGGCGGUGAUGGAUGGGGCGCUGUUGCUGAUCGCCGGGAACGAGACGUGUCCGCAGCCGCAAACGAGCGAGCACUUGGCCGCCGUGGAGAUUAUGCGCCUGAAGCACAUCAUCAUCUUACAGAACAAGAUUGACUUGGUGCAGGAGAACGCGGCGGCGAACCAAUACGAUACCAUUUGCAAGUUCAUCCAAGGGACGAUCGCGGACGGUGCGCCCGUGAUCCCGAUCUCGGCGCAGUUGAAGUACAACAUCGACGUCGUGUGCGAGUACAUCGUGAAGAAAAUUCCGGUUCCCGAGCGCGACUUCUUGUCGCCGCCGAACAUGAUCGUCAUUCGUUCGUUCGACGUCAACAAGCCGGGUGCAGAGGUUGAUGAAAUUCAGGGCGGCGUCGCCGGCGGCUCGAUCCUUCAGGGCGUGCUCAAGGUUGGGCAAGACAUCGAGGUUCGCCCGGGAAUCGUCACCAAGGACGCCGACGGCAAAGUCAAGUGCAAGCCCAUCAUGACGCGCAUCGUGUCCCUGUUUGCGGAACAAAACUUGCUUCAAUACGCCGUUCCUGGCGGUCUCAUCGGUGUCGGUACGACGUGCGACCCGACGCUCACGCGCGCCGAUCGUUUGGUCGGCCAAGUGCUCGGUCAAGUCGGCGCCUUGCCCGAGGUUUUCACCGAGCUCGAGGUGAACUUUUUCCUUCUCCGUCGUCUCCUCGGCGUGCGCACGCAAGGCAGCGAGCGUCAGAGCAAGGUGAGUAAGCUCGCCAAGAGCGAAGUUUUGAUGUUGAACAUCGGUUCCAUGUGCACCGGCGCCCGCGUCGUCGCCGUCAAGGCGGACAUGGCGAAGCUCCAGCUCACCUCGCCGGUGUGCACCAAGGUUGGCGAGAAGGUCGCCCUGAGCCGCCGGGUCGAGAAGCACUGGCGUCUCAUCGGAUGGGGCUCCAUCCAGGCCGGCACUCAGCUCGAAGAAUAG